AUGUGUCGGGAAAGGAGCCCGGUCUUGCCGCCACCGGCACUGCCGUCGCAGGAGCAGCCACAGGAGGAGAAGGAGGAGGCAUCUGCCGGCGGCAUGGUGUCCCAGCGGGCGUUGAAGAGAGGGGAGGUGCGGAGGUACAGCGCGGUGGAGCGUCGUGAGCGCAUCGAGAGAUACCGGAUCAAGCGCAAUCGCCUCAACUUUAAAAAGAAGAUCACCUACGCUUCCCGUAAGGCGCUUGCGGAAAACCGGAAGAGGAUUGGCGGCCGCUUCGCACAGGCCAGAGAUGAGAAGUCGUGUCUUCCAGAAAAGAUAGAUCAAACUCCAAGCAGCAGCAGCGGAAGUGCGGUGCCGGAGUGGUGGCCGGCAAUGGAGGUGGCGAUGGCUAGGGAGGAGGAGGAGGAUAGUUUCGCUAACCUCCUCCAAUUGGACUGGGAGAUGUUCUCCUCAUACCUCGGCUUCAACCUCUACUCCACUACUGAUCCCUCCAUCCAUCCAUCCACCUGAGCAUGUGCAAUGCAACCAAAUCCUGCCUAUCCAGGAUCGCAAGAUUGAUUUCUGAAGUAAUAAAACAAGGGAAGUCGUGUGUUGAACCUU
This is a messenger RNA of Lolium perenne, 594 nucleotides long. Lineage: Eukaryota; Viridiplantae; Streptophyta; Magnoliopsida; Poales; Poaceae. The record is from RefSeq and is a predicted model, not a curated record.